GGACCACGGGUAGCAACAUCCCAACAAGCUCGAUAUAAGAGGUUGUGCUCACAUUAUGCCCUCAUCUCCAUUGACGACGCGGGUAACUUGCACUUUGAGGCAUCCCCUUCCAUAUCCAGUAGCCGAGAGAGAAUAUUGUCCUCUGGGGUCAUGGAGGAAUUUUUGCAGGCGGUUGCACGAUCCAAACGCAGCCAAGCGGCUGUGCUGUGUAUGUUCGAUAUCAAAUUACUCCCUCCCCACUUCCCUUCGACAAGAUGGCUAACGACCAUUGGGCUAGAUGCACAAAGAUCAGAAGUGAAGCUGUUAGCACAGAGUCCCCCUUCUCUCCCCAAUGAAGACAGAGCCACUCAGUGCACGGGACCACAAACGGCUCAGCAGCCCUGGGAGCCCCCAUUUGCGGCAUCUACUCUAACGCCACUGCCGUGGUCCGCGGACCUAUUUCAUCGAUCUGAUAGUAAAACGGAAGCCUUGAAACAUGAGGUCAGAGCAUUGGAUGGAGAGGCAGAUCAUAGUUCUCGCAUUGCUAUAAUACCCCUUGGUAACAGUGCUCUUCUGCGCCAGUACUAUGCGAAGGUCUUCCACAAUCUACAACAAACAAACUGCCGCAUCAUCUCGAAGGUCUACAUAAAAUUGGUUGAACCCCGGAAGCAAGUCAAUUUUCCCUAUAACGGAAGAAAAACUCUGGCAGGGAUAACUCAACAAUUGGACCCCGAUGAGACCAAGCCGCCAUGGUGGCCGAAGGGGGUGAGCCACCGAGAGCCCGACCAUCUCCCCAAAGCUGAACGCAUCCAACUUUUAGUUCACAUUCUCUGUCAUUUGCGCACCAGCCAUGGAGUCACGGCGCGCCGACUACGACACGCAGAUCAGACCAUCCGACGGCAGAUCCUCCCAGCUACGCGUUUAGAGCUUCUCGAUGAAAUGUACAAUAUUAGAGAGAAGGAAGAAAUGCUAUUAGAUAGAGAAAUAGACAUGAAUGCCCAGGUUGUGAUCUCGCGAAUCAACCUUCCAGAUGAAUACAACGCUGCUAGUAUCACAACCCAACAACCCGAUACAAGCGGCUCUUCACACGCCCACAAUCCGAAGGUGGAAUUCAAGCGCCGAAACUCUUCACCAUAUGGCAAGCCUGCACCAGAUGUUGUACAGGACGUCUCUCCAAUCGCGUACGCAGCCUUCGAUAUACCUGACCACUUUACCCAAGAGAUCACGCCUGCCGGUCAAGCCGUACCUGCAUUGACUCCGGAUUCGUCAGAAGAUUUCCUUUGUACUCAAGGGAGCCUCCUUUCCGCUGGGCGCACUGUUCCUAUAGACCACUACGCUCCGGUAGACGCCAGCUUCCAAUCCACCAUACCAAUCCCGAGGCAGGUAACAUCGUACUUUCCUUAUCAAGGGGGAGAUGCCCAACUGGCAACCCAAUAUGCCAUGCAAACACUCGGCACUCCAAUGGAUUUCUAUGAGAACUGA
Molecule: messenger RNA, 1461 nt
Organism: Penicillium bovifimosum
Lineage: Eukaryota; Fungi; Ascomycota; Eurotiomycetes; Eurotiales; Aspergillaceae
Product: DUF2841 domain-containing protein
Exons: 3
Source: RefSeq, a predicted model, not a curated record